This is a messenger RNA of Miscanthus lutarioriparius, 1482 nucleotides long. The record is from the annotation of a GenBank genome assembly. NCBI's taxonomy places the organism in Eukaryota, Viridiplantae, Streptophyta, Magnoliopsida, Poales, Poaceae.
AUGGAGCGGGUGGGGGAGGCGCCGGCCGACACCGCCGUCGUGCGGAGGGCGCCCUCGACGGCGCCGUCGGCGCGGGUGUCGAUCUGGGAGUCGGUGCGCGCGUGCGGGGUAUGGUCGAAGGAGGUGGACAAGGCCGAGCUGCGGAGGCAGAUCGUCAUGCCGCUCUACCUGCGCCGCGCCGUCGCGGCCGCCGUCAAGGCCAAGGACGAGGCCGCCGGCGUGGCGGCGGCAACCGCGGAGGACCAGGCGGGGGAGGACGCGGAGGGCCCGGCGGUGGCGCCCGUGGUGGUGUUCGUCAACUCGCGGAGCGGAGGGCGCCACGGGCCCGAGUUCAAGGUUCGGCUGCACGAGCUCAUCACCGAGGAGCAGGUCUUUGAUCUUUCUGUUGUGAAGCCUUCAGAUUUUGUUCACUAUGGUUUGAGUUGUUUGGAGAAGUUAGCUGACCAAGGCGAUAACCGUGCGAAGGCCGUUCGUGAGAAAAUCAGAAUUGUGGUUGCUGGGGGUGACGGCACAGUUGGUUGGGUGCUUGGAUGUCUCUCCGAUCUUUAUAAGUUGAAAAGGGAACCAGUUCCACCUACAGGAAUCAUUCCACUUGGUACAGGAAAUGAUCUUGCUAGAUCGUUUGGAUGGGGUGGCUCUUUUCCCUUUGGUUGGCGCUCAGCUGUAAAGCGUUAUCUCAGCAAAGCUUCCACUGCUCCCAUUUGCCGUCUUGACAGCUGGCAAACUGUAAUUCAGAUGCCAGAAGGAGAAAUAAAAGAGUUGCCAUAUGCACUUAAGAAAGUGGAACCUGGAGAUCGGUUGGAGAUCAGCCAGGAGAACGGCACAGAGUUAUCCGAAAAGGCUUCUUUCUAUAAAGGAGUAUUCUACAACUACCUUAGCAUUGGGAUGGAUGCUCAGGUUGCAUAUGGCUUCCAUCAUCUUCGUGAUGAAAAACCGUAUCUUGCACAAGGACCAGUUGCAAAUAAGCUGAUUUAUGCUGGAUAUAGCUGCACUCAGGGGUGGUUUUGUACACCUUGUACAGCAAGUCCUCAGCUAAGGGGGCUUAAGAACAUUUUGCGACUUUCCAUUAAAAAGGCCAAUUGUUCAGAGUGGGAGCAAGUUCAAAUGCUUUCAAACGUUAGAUCCCUAGUUGUCCUAAAUCUAUACAACUAUAGCAGUGGAAGGCAUCCAUGGGGUGAUCUUAAACCUGAGUAUCUUGAAAAGAGAGGCUUUGUUGAAGCUCAUUCAGAUGAUGGCUUACUUGAAAUAUUUGGUCUGAAGGAAGGUUGGCAUGCUUCAUUUGUUAUGGCUGAGCUUAUCAAAGCAAAGCACAUUGCCCAGGCUGCGGCUAUCAAAUUUGAAAUGAGGGGUGGCGAGUGGGAUCGAGCAUAUAUUCAAAUGGAUGGAGAGCCAUGGAAACAACCACUCUUACAGGAGCACUCAACCACUGUGGAAAUAAACAAAGUUCCCUAUCAUUCUCUCAUGAUAAAUGGGGAGCAAUGA